Molecule: messenger RNA, 935 nt
Organism: Synchiropus splendidus (mandarinfish)
Lineage: Eukaryota; Metazoa; Chordata; Actinopteri; Syngnathiformes; Callionymidae
Gene: dtymk
Product: deoxythymidylate kinase (thymidylate kinase)
Exons: 5
Coding region: 225-863 (212 amino acids)
Biological process (GO): dTDP biosynthetic process; dUDP biosynthetic process; dTTP biosynthetic process
Cellular component (GO): cytoplasm; mitochondrion; cytosol
Molecular function (GO): ATP binding; dTMP kinase activity
Source: RefSeq, a predicted model, not a curated record
CUCAACGAUCUGACACGUUUAAAUAGAUAAAAGCCUUUUCGUCUUCUCUGGCAGCAAAAACGGACAUCGGCGCAUUUGUGCAACAUGUUCACGUUGUUUAAAAUGACAAACAUCUGUCAGGAAGCGUAAUGUGGGCCGGAGUGACGUCACGCAUACGUCAGCGCGUGAGAAAGGCGCCAAUUCCGCUGUUUCAUGGCCGAGUUUCGUUCCUGUAGCCAAGUGUCAUGGCGUGCAAGAGAGGAGCUCUUAUUGUUCUGGAGGGUGUCGACAAGGCCGGGAAGACGACGCAGUGCAGCCAGCUCGUCCGGACCCUGCAGCAGAAAGGACACCCGGCGGAGAUGAUGCGGUUCCCCGACAGGACAACGACCAUCGGGCAACUGAUCAGCGCUUACUUGGAGAAGAGGAGCGACCUGGAGGACCACACAGUCCACCUACUGUUCUCGGCGAACCGAUGGGAAAUGGUACCUCUGAUGAAGAAGAAACUAGAACAAGGCAUCACUCUGGUUGUGGAUCGCUACGCUUUCUCAGGAGUCGCCUUCACCGGGGCUAAACCUGGUUUCUCUCUGGAGUGGUGCAUGAACCCCGACGUGGGUCUUCCAAAGCCGGAUCUUGUCAUGUUUCUGCAGCUCAGUCCUGCCGCUGCGGCGCAGCGAGGGCAGUUUGGCGAGGAGCGUUAUGAAACUGGUGGCUUUCAGCGGGCCGUUCAACAGAGGUUCGAGCAGCUUAUGAAAGAUAAAACGGUCAACUGGCAGGUCAUCGAUGCUUCGCAGAGUGUUCAGGAAGUGCACGAGGACAUUACAACAAAGAGCUUGAACAUCAUGAACUCCAUUGACAACCAGCCACUGGGGGAACUCUGGAAGUGAACUGGUGUACAUGAACUGUUUUACAAACUUGAUUUUAAAGGUCACAUUGAAAUUAUUAAAUAGAUUCUUUUA